Molecule: messenger RNA, 1296 nt
Organism: Echinococcus granulosus
Lineage: Eukaryota; Metazoa; Platyhelminthes; Cestoda; Cyclophyllidea; Taeniidae
Product: Enolase
Exons: 1
Coding region: 1-1296 (431 amino acids)
Biological process (GO): glycolytic process
Cellular component (GO): phosphopyruvate hydratase complex
Molecular function (GO): phosphopyruvate hydratase activity; magnesium ion binding
Source: RefSeq, a predicted model, not a curated record
AUGAGAUCUAUCGUUGCUCGCCAAAUUUUCGACAGUCGUGGUAACCCCACUGUCGAAGUUGAUCUGACAAGCAAUAAGGGAUUUUUCCGUGCAGCUGUGCCUAGUGGCGCCUCCACUGGCAUUCACGAGGCGCUGGAAUUGCGAGAUGGUGACAAGUCUGCCUACCGUGGUCUUGGCGUUUCCAAGGCCGUGGACAACAUCAAUCGCAUAAUCGGUCCUGCUCUCUGUCAACGAAAUUUCGCUAUGGCAAAUCAAGAGGAAAUUGAUAUGUUCUUGGUAAAAGAGCUCGACGGUACGGAGAAUAAGAGUAAACUUGGAGCCAACGCAAUUCUAGGCGUCUCCUUGGCGGUUGCUAAGGCGGGAGCUGCUGAAAAGAAUGUGCCACUCUACCGUCACUUUGCAGACCUUGCUGGAAAUCGUGAUAUUAUCCUCCCUGUGCCCUCAUUCAACGUACUCAAUGGAGGCAGUCAUGCUGGAAACAAGCUGGCCGUCCAGGAAUUUAUGAUUAUGCCGACAGGAGCGACUUCAUUCAAAGAAGCCAUGAAAAUGGGAAGCGAGACAUACCACGCUCUAAGAGCAGUGAUUAAGAAUAAGUAUGGGCUGGACGCUUGCAACGUUGGUGAUGAAGGUGGCCUUGCGCCCACUAUUCAGGACAAUUUUGAAGCACUGGAGCUUUUAACAGAGGCGAUUGAGUCGGCAGGAUAUACUGGUAAGAUCAAGAUUUGCAUGGAUGUAGCGGCGUCGGAGUUUUACAAAGACGGUCUAUAUGAUCUGGACUUCAAGAACCCUGAAUCUAAGAAGGAGGACUGGAUUUCAUCUGAAAAGAUGAUUGAUAUGUUAAACUCAAUGGUCGACAAGUAUCCCGUUGUCAGCAUUGAAGAUCCUUUUGAUCAGGAUGACUGGAAUGCAUGGAUCAACUACACAAGCGAAGCGGGCAUUCAGAUAGUCGGUGACGACCUAACUGUCACCAAUCCGGUUCGCGUGCAAAAGGCCAUUGACACAAAAGCCUGUAACGCACUUCUACUAAAGGUGAACCAAAUCGGCACUGUGACUGAGGCCAUUAGAGCCUGUAACAUGGCCAGGCAAGCGGGCUGGGGAGUUAUGGUGUCACACAGAUCGGGUGAGACGGAAGAUUGCACGAUAGCGGACCUGGUCGUGGGACUGAGAACGGGUCAGAUAAAGACAGGGGCGCCCUGUCGCUCCGAGCGACUGGCAAAGUACAACCAGCUGUUGAGGAUUGAAGAGGAACUCGGUUUGGCAGCCACAUUUGCUGGCGAAAACUUCCGCCAUCCCUAG